AUGUCGAAGAGAGGUCGCGGAGGAUCGGCGGGGAACAAGUUUAGGAUGUCACUGGGUCUGCCAGUGGCGGCGACGGUGAACUGUGCCGACAACACCGGCGCCAAGAACCUCUACAUCAUAUCAGUGAAGGGAAUCAAGGGGAGGCUAAACCGGUUGCCGUCAGCGUGCGUUGGAGACAUGGUCAUGGCCACUGUCAAAAAGGGAAAACCCGAUCUCCGUAAGAAGGUGUUGCCAGCGGUCAUCGUCCGUCAGCGCAAGCCAUGGCGCCGAAAGGACGGUGUUUACAUGUAUUUCGAAGAUAAUGCUGGUGUAAUCGUUAAUCCAAAGGGUGAAAUGAAAGGAUCUGCUAUUACUGGACCAAUUGGAAAGGAGUGUGCCGAUCUCUGGCCCAGGAUUGCAAGUGCUGCUAACGCGAUUGUUUAA
Messenger RNA from Sphenostylis stenocarpa, 423 nucleotides. NCBI's taxonomy places the organism in Eukaryota, Viridiplantae, Streptophyta, Magnoliopsida, Fabales, Fabaceae. The record is from the annotation of a GenBank genome assembly.